This is a messenger RNA of Papilio xuthus (Asian swallowtail), 1517 nucleotides long. RefSeq names its product mitochondrial import inner membrane translocase subunit TIM44. The transcript has 7 exons. NCBI's taxonomy places the organism in Eukaryota, Metazoa, Arthropoda, Insecta, Lepidoptera, Papilionidae. Gene Ontology annotation, biological process: protein import into mitochondrial matrix. The record is from RefSeq and is a predicted model, not a curated record. Gene Ontology annotation, molecular function: protein-folding chaperone binding. Bases 163 to 1476 code for a protein of 437 amino acids. Gene Ontology annotation, cellular component: mitochondrial inner membrane.
UCUAAUCCAAACUCAAAAGUCGACUAAAAUGCGAGACUAAUUUAAUUUUUUACCAUUAUUUGGUAUUUUCUCUCAUAAACCGAAAAAUCGGUUGUGUUACUAUUUGAAUAUUAAAUUGAACUAUAAAAGUUAGUGUGUAUAGGACAGUAAAUAUUUACAACUAUGCAUUCGUGUCGUUUAAUAUUAAAUAGCCCUGCGCGCUGGAAAUGUGUCGUUCCAAACAAUUUCAAACCUUCUGUAGUUGCUUCAUGUCAAUCGGAUCAGUUUGCAAUUCAAGUAUGUCGCAGUUACUCAGCAAGAAAAGGUUUCUUUUCAUCCAUCAUCGAAAACAUCAAAGAAGAUAUUGCGAAAAACAAAGAGAUGAAAGAAAAUAUCAAAAAAUUCCGAGAAGAAGCACAGAGAUUAGAGAAUUCAGAAGCACUACAAGCAGCGAGGAAAAAGUUUCAGGCUGUGGAAUCUGAGGCAUCAAAAAGCUCAGAAGUUCUUAAAGACACAUUAGAAGGUAUCAAAGGAAAGGUUGAACAUGUUUUAGAAGAGGCCAGUAAAACGGAAUUUGCUAAAAAAGCUGGGAAAAUUACAGAAGAUAUAUCUAAGUCAGCUAAAGACGCGGCGGAGAGUAUAGCUGAUAAAGGCCAAAGGCUCGGACAGACAUCAGCUUUCAGGACCAUUUCACAGGCAACCGAGGUAGUGAGGAACGAGAUGUCGCCGCGUGGGCUGGAGGGCCGCGUCUACACCUCGCCUAUUGCACUAAGAAAGCGAGUUGAGGUGGCGGACGAGGAGCGCAGCUUCGCGCCGGACACGGAGACGCUGGGGUUGGAGCUGCACAAGGACUCCAAAUUUUACCAGCAGUGGGAGAACUUCAAGAACAAUAACCAGUAUGUCAACAAGGUUCUCGAUUGGAAAAUACGAUACGAAGAAUCAGAUAAUGCAGUUGUUAAAGCUUCAAGAUUCGUCACUGAGAAAGUCGGCAGCCUCUUUGGUAAUUUAUUCGAGAAAACUGAACUCUCAAAGACCUUAACCGAAAUCUGCAAAAUCGACCCAAACUUCACCGCACAGAAGUUUCUAGAAGAUUGUGCCAAUGACAUCAUACCUAAUAUCCUAGAGGCAAUGGUACGAGGAGACCUGGAUAUACUGAAGGAUUGGUGUUACGAAGGGGUUUUCAACAUCCUGGCCACACCAAUCAAACAGUGCAAGCAACUUGGCUACCGACUGGACUCAAAGAUAUUGGACAUUGAACAAAUAGAGCUGGUGAUGGGCAAGAUGAUGGACCAGGGCCCCGUCCUCGUGAUCACAUUCCAGUCGCAGCAGAUCAUGUGUGUCAGAGACGCUAAGAACAACGUCCUCGAAGGUGACCCCGACAAGGUGAUGAGGGUGAACUAUGUGUGGGUGCUGUGCCGGGACCCGCAGGAGCUGAACCCCAAGGCGGCCUGGAGACUGCUGGAGCUCUCAGCAAACAGCGUGGAGCAGUUAAUUUAAGUAGUUGUUGUUUAUAGUUGAAUUAAAAUCGUUGGAGCUCU